CACUUCCUUACGGCCUCGUCUUGGGAAUCUGCAGCACUUAAACUUGAUUGGGGAAUUUCGAAUCCGAAUUUGUACGUAUUGUUUACUCAAGUUUGUCGAAUAGAUGAACUUGAGAAAUUAUGCAGUAUGCUUUUUCGGAACUUAUGUGUAUUCCUUCUUUACUCAAUUGGUUCGUGUACUGAUUAUUAUGAACUACUUGGAAUUUCUAAAGAUGCCGACGAUCGGGAAAUCAGAAAAGCUUUCAAAAAACUUGCAUUAAAAUUGCAUCCUGAUAAAACUCAGGGGAAAGACACACAUGAUCAGUUUAUUACAAUUAAUAAAGCUUAUGAAGUUUUAAAAGAUGAAAGUACUCGAAAAAAGUAUGAUUUGUAUGGAGAAGAAGGAUUAAAAGAUGAUUUUGGUAGUUCUUGGAAAGGAAAUUAUCGAAGUUGGAAUUAUUAUUCCGAAAGUUUUGGAAUUUAUGAUGAUGAUCCAGAAAUAGUUACACUCAACAGACAUAAUUUUGCUCAAUCUGUUCUGGAAUCAUCAGAACUAUGGUUUGUGAAUUUUUUCUCACCACAAUGUUCACAUUGUCAUCAUUUAGCAUCAACUUGGCGAGAAUUGUCUUUGAAAUUACUUGAUGUUAUCCAUAUUGGAGCUGUAAACUGCGAAGAAGAUUGGAUUUUAUGCCGACAACAGAAUGUACAUUCUUAUCCAUCUCUCAUACUGUAUCCUAGAGGAGAGAAAUAUCAGGGCUUAAGAGAUAUUGAUAGUAUGAUGGACUUUGUUUUAGAAAACCUUCCUGAUUAUUCCAUUAAGUUAACAUCUGAUAACUUCAUCAGUACAGUUUCAAGAAAUCAUUUUCCUGAUUCAUGGUUAAUUUUUUGUUGUGAUAACCCAGAAAGUUCAGGUAAGGAUUAGGAUAUUUUGUUGAAA
Parasteatoda tepidariorum (common house spider) is the source of this 915-nucleotide messenger RNA. The record is from RefSeq and is a predicted model, not a curated record. NCBI's taxonomy places the organism in Eukaryota, Metazoa, Arthropoda, Arachnida, Araneae, Theridiidae.